Molecule: messenger RNA, 1229 nt
Organism: Scaptodrosophila lebanonensis
Lineage: Eukaryota; Metazoa; Arthropoda; Insecta; Diptera; Drosophilidae
Exons: 3
Coding region: 258-1154 (298 amino acids)
Source: RefSeq, a predicted model, not a curated record
AGAUUCAGGAUCAAAUUAAUUUUGCGCGCGUCUGCACAAGAUUUCGGCAGGUGUUGAAAGACAGAACGCCGAUUCUAUAUCCAGAAUAUAAGCUUGAGGAUAACUGUUUUGAAGACAGUAUCAAGCUGUUUUUUAUCGUCAGCGCUAAUGUCAAGAAAUUGCUCGUGAAUGUAAAAGAAUGCCAAGGUUUCUUAAACGCACUCAAAAAUAUUAAUGAAGAGCUCUUCUAUCAACAAUACUUCGAAGCGAUUGGCAAUAUGCGUUCUUUGGAACGACUUGUCUUGUGCGGAGUGUAUGCAGAUUCUCGGCGUAUAUUCGAUCGAUAUUUUCUAGCUCUCAGUCUGUUACCCAACCUUAAGAGCCUCAACAUUCUCACAAAUCAAGGUUUCAAAGGAGAUCAUUUGAAGGAACUAAACCUUGAGGAACUCUCAACAGACAUAGGCAUGACCACACCUCAAUGGAUUGCAUUCUUGAAAUCAAAUCCGAAACUGCGUUCAUUACAGUUUCGGGUCUGUCGCAUUAUACCCGAAAAACCAGCCGAUCUAGUACCGUACUGUACUAGCCUUGAAGAGCUGUACAUUUGGUUCAAAUCGAAAUGUGAUAGCUACGAUUAUGGGGCAUUUGCGCAGCUUCCCAACCUGAAACAUCUCCACAUUAUUGGAAAAUACCAGCAAACGGACUCCACUGUGCAGCUCUUCAGGAGCUUGGUAGCCAGGGAUCCUCAGUUGCUGGAAAGUUUAAGCAUUAAACGCGGCAUGCUGACAUUUGAUGAGACUCAGGAAAUCGUCCACAUAAAGUCCCUAAAGGAACUAAAUUGCUCUUUCUCCGAUAUAGAGUGUGUUGAUCUUUUAACUCAGCUAACAGAAUUGGAAGAACUUUCCAUUUUGUUGAAGUCUGACACCGACAUUUCGAACGCUGCUUUAAGAAUUCUGAAAUCAUGCACAAAGCUCAAAUUAUUCCGAAUAUAUGCCGAAAACAUUCGCCGUGAUUUCAUAUUUGAGGCUUACAAUAUACUGAAGGAGAUCAGAGAGCCCAGUAAACAACCGCCUUUAAGCUUGGAAGUGCCAUAUGGAAAGUUUGCGCUGAUGAAACCAGAAGAGGAAAGACGAAUAGAUCCAGCAUACAUAAGAAUUGAUCCAAAACACGCUGCUUAAAUAUAUGUUAAACAGUAAUGACAGUUAAGCAAACAGUGCGCUCAGAAAAAUAACCUAAGAAUAAUAGAGUAGCUC